Messenger RNA from Solea solea (common sole), 4325 nucleotides. Its product is annotated as eukaryotic initiation factor 4A-II-like. Gene Ontology annotation, molecular function: translation initiation factor activity; RNA helicase activity; ATP binding. Gene Ontology annotation, biological process: cytoplasmic translational initiation. The transcript has 10 exons. The record is from RefSeq and is a predicted model, not a curated record. NCBI's taxonomy places the organism in Eukaryota, Metazoa, Chordata, Actinopteri, Pleuronectiformes, Soleidae. Gene Ontology annotation, cellular component: cytoplasmic stress granule. Bases 150 to 1310 code for a protein of 386 amino acids.
UAAACCCCAAAUACGUUCAUGUCACUGUUAACCACCACCACUAACAAAGGAUUCUGAAACAACAGAGGCAGGCAUUAACUCAAUAUUCCAAAUCUCAACUGCUGUAUAACACCAACAACAAUAACCUAUGUGAAACACCAAAGAAAACAAUGGAUUUUAAGAGCAAUCAGAAUGAGAUUACAGACAACUUUGACGACAUGAACCUGAAAGAGGCUCUCCUCAGGGGGAUAUAUGCGUAUGGUUUUGAAAAACCAUCUGCCAUCCAACAGAGGGCAAUCAUUCCUUGCAUCCAAGGCCAAGAUGUCAUUGCCCAAGCCCAGUCAGGCACUGGCAAGACGGCCACGUUUGCCAUCUCUAUCUUGCAGCAGCUGGACAUAGAGAAGAAGGAGACCCAAGCUCUGGUUUUGGCUCCAACCAGAGAGCUGGCUCAGCAGAUCCAGAAAGUGAUUCUGGCAUUGGGUGACUACAUGGGGGCAUCCUGUCACACCUGCAUCGGAGGGACCAAUCUGCGGAGCGAAAUACAGAAGCUACAGGCCGAGGCUCCUCAAAUAGUUGUGGGCACACCAGGGCGUGUGUUCGACAUGCUGAACAGGAGACAUCUGUUCCCAAAGAGGAUCAACAUGCUUGUCUUGGAUGAAGCUGAUGAGAUGUUGAGUCGAGGGUUCAAAGACCAGAUUUAUGAGAUCUUCCAGAAACUGAGCACACACAUUCAAGUGGUCUUGCUAUCUGCUACCAUGCCACAAGAUGUGCUGGAGGUGACCAACAAGUUCAUGCGAGAACCUGUUUGCAUCUUGGUAAAACAGGAGGAGCUUACCCUUGAGGGCAUCAAGCAGUUCUACAUAAAUGUAGAACGAGAGGAGUGGAAGCUGGACACCCUGUGUGAUCUCUAUGAAACUCUCACGAUCACUCAGGCUGUGAUCUUUCUCAACUCAAGAAGAAAAGUCGACUGGUUGACUGAGAAGAUGCACGCUCGAGAUUUCACAGUCUCUGCUUUGCAUGGUGAUAUGGACCAGAAGGAGCGUGAUGUGAUAAUGAGGGAGUUUAGGUCUGGCUCUAGCAGAGUGUUGAUCACCACUGACCUUCUGGCUCGUGGAAUUGAUGUCCAGCAGGUUUCCCUGGUCAUUAACUAUGACCUUCCUACAAACCGAGAGAACUACAUCCACAGAAUUGGUCGUGGUGGUCGUUUUGGCAGAAAAGGAGUUGCCAUCAACUUUGUGACCGACGAAGACAAGAGGACUCUUCGAGACAUUUCGACGUUUUACAACACAACCAUGGAGGAGAUGCCCAUGAAUGUGGCCAACCUGAUUUGAGCCCCAUAUUUUGAAUAAGUGUUCUUUUCUUUUUUUAUCUAUAUAUAUAUAUAUAUAUAUAUAUAUAUAUAUAUUUAGUGAUGUAGUUUUUUCCACCUGCAUUGUGCUCACAGUAUUCAAGGGUAAAAAAAAACAAACAUUGAUUGGAUUGAAGUUAAAAGCGAGGUGAUAAUAUAUAACGCUCCCUCUCAGACAGUAGUAGAUUGUAACAUGUGACUACUUUUCAUACAAUACAAUACAAUUGUAUGUACGUAUAUAAUACAAUUAUAAUUGCUGUGAAGCCGUAAUUCCACCACAAAGUAUUAGGAACUUUAACGCGAAUACACACACACUCUUGUAAUGUAAAUAUUGCCAUUACAAGAGUGAUUGGCUGAAAUAAAAUGCUGGAGCACAACAAGGUGCAAAGUUGUAUCCUGAAGCAGAAACAAAAAAAAAAUCUACCCGGUACUUCUAUUUAGUUCCCUGGUCACGGGUGAAAAUGCAAAUAGUUCCUGGUAAUAGUUUUAAUAAAAUCAGAUUGCUGUAAGUAAACUUUGUUUUGAUCUAUUGUGCGUUAAGCGUUAAUGUACCCAAUUUUAUUUAAAAGUAUCCACCCAUGGAAACAAUCCUCAGGCUACUACUGAACCUCAAAAGCCAUUUCACACUGGGUCACACUGGGAAACAGCACAGGGGUAAAUAAUCACAUUAAUGAUGGCUGAGUUCCAUUUACCUUCUCCAUUUAUAUUCACUGUGCAUGCAGACUCACUGUUGUACUGUCCUAUCUGACUUGAACAGUGCCAUCAUUGAUUAACUCCUAUUGGAGUGAAACAAGAGUUGUGUUCUGGCACCAUCUAGUGGAACGCAAGCAGUAAGGCCUUAUCCAAGAAUAUAGGGACAUACAAAUCUGAGUUAUAUAUUAGAGGAGAGGUUUCAAACCCCUGCAAUGUAUUUCAUACGGCCUGCCACUUUAAAUCACCUUAAAACAUCUGUUUUUUAUAUUUAUGGGUUUUUGUUUUUGCUCCAUAGUAUGGAGGACCAUGACAUAAUGAAUACAUGAAUGAAUUAAUUUAUUAACACAAUUAACACAACUGAUACAUAUGAUUCACAUACUUCAUUUGUCAGAUAAUUUUACACUUUUUUGACACUGGAUGUGCGCCCCCCUGUGGACGGGGUCAGUUUAGAUUGCCCAAUUAACAAUAAGCAAUGGAGAUUGGGUACUUUGCUCAUGGCUACCCCAGGCCUUGACCUUGCAGGGGCUCUAUUCUGCUUCUGCUUGACUAUGAGGUGCCCCUGUUUUUUUUUCAUAUUUAUUUAUUUAUUGCAUCAUGAUCAUGUUUUUCAUUAUGUGCUAUAUAUUGUUAGCCUGGCAGACCAGACCUACAUCAAGAUGUUAAGGGUACCUUGAUGUAGGUCUGUAGGUAGUAGUUAAACAUUCUUGAACCCUGGCUGCAAAUAAAAUUUGAGAGUUCUGGGCUAAAAUAUUGGUCCAUAUAUAUCCAUAAUAUUGAUAUUUUGUUUGCUAAGUCAAAGAGAAAGUUGUUUUUGUUGCUGACCUAGUUUCUAUUAAGCCAUCACCAUCACCAGGUGCGAAGUUUCAUUGGCUACAGGGGAGUGGCCAACACAGCUGUAACACCUUGACGCAGGGGGCCUGUGGAACUGCCAGUCAGCUACCCACAAGACUGAGUUCAUCUCUGGCUUUGCUACAGAGCAAUGCCUGUACCCUCUUGCUCUCACUGAGACUUGGAUAACACCGUCCAACACAUCCACCCCUGAGGCUCUCUGCUCCGCCCACUCUUUCUCCCACACACCCAGAUCCACUGGCAGAGGUGGCGGGACAGGUCUGCUCAUCAACCCCAACUGGACUUUCACUCUUUACCCACUGCCACACUUCUCGUUUGAAUUUCAUGCAGUAACUGUAACUCAUCCAGUAAAACUAACCGUUGUUGUCAUCUACCGUCCACCAGGCCCAUUGGGAGACACCUUUCAAACAUCCCAGAAAAGGUCCCACCACUUGUUCUUCUUGGCGACUUUAACAUCCAGUCAUCCGACGAGUCAACCUCACUGUAACUCCACUUCAUGUCUCUGAUCAUUUCUUCAUAUCCUACUCUCUCCCACUCUCCCAAUCUGAUGACCUCAUCUCAUCAGAUACUGCACUCGUCUGUCGUAACAUUCGCCAAGUGUGAGCAGACCUUUGCUGCUGGAGCCUUUAACUUGUGGACCAUUGAUCUGUUGACAUGAGAUGGGCCACAUCCCUAAUGUCUUUCAUGUCACUCUUUCAUAAUCAGAAAGCGUAUGAAUAUUUAAUAUACGGUAUACUGCUUUCAUUUUUUUUAUUCUCGCGUUAUAUGAAUUCUUUAUUGGUGUGUCUUUUAAUUUGUAUUACUCCUCCUUGAUAUCAUGGAGUCAGGUCUUAUUCCUGUAAAGGUUAUUUUGAACGAGCUAUAGUUUCACGUUCAGGCUCAGGUGGUGAUCGAUUGACUAUAUUUAGUAUUCCAACGUUCAGUCAACGUAAUUAUGUUUCAAUGCAGCCACCUCCUCACGCUCUUAAAGCGACUUAUGAUGAGCUUCAUUGAUGACUUACCUGUCAAUCAGCAGCUGAUUCUCAGUGAUGAUCACUUGAGUGGAAACAGGUCAAGUUGUGUUUGUUGUGAAAUUAGACUUCAGCAGGUCACAUAUUGUUCAUGUCAUCAGUAACUGAAAACCUGAAAAUCACACACAGGCCGUUUUUUUGUUGUAAGUGUGAGUUUCAAGGUUUGCCUUAAAUUCACAGUGCACAUAUUUCGUCUCUAUGUGUUUCCAUGGAAACAGAGCAGCUGUUUGGAGAACAGCUAAUCCAGGAGCAUGUCACAUUUCAGGAUGAGGUGCCAUGAAUAAACAUAUAGACAGAGACGGGGAGAGGUCGUCGUUGGCAGAUGGUGCUGACAUUUUUACUCGUGUUUUGACUGAAGGUGGUUUGGUUAAACAGCCAGUGUUGUUGGCGAGGACAUGGUUGUGCCCACAGCAGAAAGGAUGACAGACAAAGACUCUGAAAAAUGA